Staurois parvus is the source of this 354-nucleotide messenger RNA. The record is from the annotation of a GenBank genome assembly. NCBI's taxonomy places the organism in Eukaryota, Metazoa, Chordata, Amphibia, Anura, Ranidae.
AAACACUUCGCCCUCAAGCACCUGUCCAGUGGGGAUCUGCUGAGGAUGAACAUCCAGAGGAAGACAGAAAUUGGGGUUGUUGCCAAGACGUACAUUGAUCAGGGCCAGCUUGUUCCAGAUGAUGUGAUCACCCGCCUUAUUCUACAUGAGCUAAACAACAUGGUAGAACAUGACUGGCUGCUCGAUGGAUUUCCAAGAACAGUCCCUCAAGCCCAGGCUCUCGAUAAUGCUCAUUAUAUAAACAGUGUCAUUAAUCUGAAUGUGCCAUUUCAGACCAUUAAGGAUCGUCUGACAGCCCGAUGGAUCCAUCCUGGCAGUGGCAGAGUAUACAACACUGAAUUCAAUCCACCCAAG